UCAAUCGUUAUUUUCAUAUCAGUUUACUACUUAACAUAUUUUAAACGUAUCGUGCAAAUCCUCAUCCCACGCACGUUAGGCUUUUCUUAAUCGUGUUAGGGGAUUUCUGCAAAUCAGGAUUUAACAUCUUUUCGCUCUUCAAUAUUGUUUUAAUAGUCACCCGAAUCGUGCUUGCUCGUCCAUCAUUUGACCGACAAAUUUAAAUAAUAUAUUAUUAAUAAUCACAUAGAAAAGAAAAGGACCAUGAGGGCGACAAGGGAAGUAGGGUCUGGGACAAGAACGAUGAUUAUUAAGGUGGUUGUGACAAUGACGAUGAUGUUUGGUGCAGAUGGGUUGGGUGCAAAUUUCUUUGGCUCGGACACAAACGAGGUGUACAGUCCAUGCGAGGAUGCUAAAGUGCAGAAAAGAGAUGGUUUUACGUUUGGAAUAGCAUUUUCAGAGAAAGAUUCGUUCUACGAGAAUCAAGGUGGCCCACAGCUUUCACCUUGUGAUCGUCGUCUUGAUCUCUCCAAUAAAGGUGCACAGCUCGCCUUGUUCAGACCAAUGGUGGAUGAGAUGUCCUUGCUUACCAUUAAUACCACCACAUUAGACCCGGUCCAAUCUGGGGGAUAUAUGGUCGCCUUUGCUGGGCAAAAAUAUGCAGCUAGGUCACCACCAAUCAAGUUUGCUGACCAAACUCACACAAUUACUAGUCUCACUUUGAUUCUUGAAUUUGGAGAGGGAACACUACAGAAUUUGUAUUGGAAAAGCUUCGGGUGCGAUAAAUGCGCAGGAGACAACGUUUGCCUAAACAAUCAAGACUGUGCAGUGCCAAAUUCAAAGUGUCACAACAAUGGUGGGAGUGGGUGCAACAUAGGCAUACAGCUCGCAUUCUCAGGGACAGACAGGAGCCUCAAUGUGCUCAAUUCUUGGUACGAGGUUGACAAGCUACGCCAGUAUUCUCUCUAUGGCCUUUUCUCGGAUCUCAAGAAUUCCAUCAUCACCCCCUAUGAGGACCUUUUCUAACUCUAUUUUUGUGCAUAUCAAUAAGCAAGAGACACUGUCAAUGUAAUGGUAUUGUGAAUGGAUGAAGAUUUUUAAGACUUGAUCUAUACAGAGAAAAAAAAAUUGAUAGAUUCAA
This is a messenger RNA of Prosopis cineraria, 1120 nucleotides long. RefSeq lists its product as uncharacterized. Lineage: Eukaryota; Viridiplantae; Streptophyta; Magnoliopsida; Fabales; Fabaceae. Bases 244 to 1005 code for a protein of 253 amino acids. Gene Ontology annotation, molecular function: metal ion binding. The record is from RefSeq and is a predicted model, not a curated record. Gene Ontology annotation, cellular component: cytosol; nucleus. Gene Ontology annotation, biological process: tRNA wobble uridine modification; protein histidyl modification to diphthamide. The transcript has 4 exons.